AUGUCGGACUCUGUGGAUCGAGUUUUCGUGCACGCCCUGAAUACCGUCAAACGCAUUCCGCGCACCGGUACCGCUCGACCCCCUGCUUCGGAGCGACUGAAGCUCUAUGGAUUGUAUAAACAGAGCAUGGAGGGCGACGUUGAGGGGGUGAUGGACCGACCGAUCGGAAACACUGCCGAUGUAUACGCCGAGUGCGAGAAAUGGGACGCAUGGUUCGCCCAACGAGGUCUCUCCCGAACCGAGGCUAAACGACGCUACAUCUCCACGUUAAUCGACACCAUGCACCGAUACGCAUCACAGACCCCCGAGGCGCGCGAACUUGUCUCCGAGCUCGAGUUCGUCUGGGACCAGAUCAAAUCCAACACGUCCUCAAUUUCCUCUACGUCGUCGCCCGUCAAUGCGGUGGGCGUGCCGCCCUUGAUGCAGCCUAGUUACGCCAGUAUAGGAGGGCGAUUGGCACGGUCCGAGUACGAGAACCUAAUUACUGCGACGGCUCGCGGGGACUCGAGACUCCGCGUUAUGAGUCCGGUCAGCCAGCCGGAUGAUGUAUAUCGGCGACGAGGGUCCAACCUGGGCCCCGGGUCGGGGACGCAUUCGCAGACGCGGGAGGUGGACGAUGACCUGGACGACGACGAGGACGAGGAGUAUGCGGAGGCGCAGGAUAAUAUCUACGCCGACGACCAUGAUGAUGACAAUGACGACGACCAUGACCAUGACCACGAUCAUGACCCCGACGGGAAUCAAUCAUACGAUCACCGCGCCAUCUCCGACCAAACCAGUGAGCCCGACCAACGGCACCCGCAACGACGACCACGCGGCCCGCCGGACAAUGACCGCCGAUGGCGCCGUCGAGUCGAGCAGGCCUUGACUAGUAUGACGGCUGAGAUUGCCGCUGUGCGCGAACAGAUGGAGACGCGGGCGCUGGCACAUCGCCGGCGCACCGGCGUCUGGGCGUGGCUCAAGUGGCUGGUCUGGGUGUCUCUCCGCCAAAUCAUCUGGGAUCUGGCCAUCCUGGGGAUGGCCCUGAUCUGGAUGCGACUGCGCGGCGAUCGACGAUUAGAACAGAAGCUUCGGGUCGGUUGGACCGAAGUGAAGAGUCGAUUGGCCAAGUUUAAAUUCUUCCGACGAGUACCGGUGCAUACAUUGGUUUAG
Aspergillus affinis is the source of this 1152-nucleotide messenger RNA. RefSeq names its product acyl-CoA-binding domain-containing protein. The record is from RefSeq and is a predicted model, not a curated record. Gene Ontology annotation, biological process: fatty acid metabolic process. Gene Ontology annotation, molecular function: fatty-acyl-CoA binding. The transcript is spliced from 4 exons. NCBI's taxonomy places the organism in Eukaryota, Fungi, Ascomycota, Eurotiomycetes, Eurotiales, Aspergillaceae. Bases 1 to 1152 code for a protein of 383 amino acids.